UCGCCGUACGCCUUCGCCGUCCAGCACCAGCGCCCCAAAAACAGUUUUUCGGGAUGCUCUCGCAUCGGCGACUACGAGCUCCUGGGAAAGCUGGGCGAGGGAACGUUUGGUGAGGUCCACCGCGCCAGGUCCAAGAAAACGGGUGCCGUUGUCGCGUUGAAGAAAAUCAUCAUGCACAACGAAAAAGAUGGGUUCCCCAUCACGGCCCUGCGAGAGAUCAAGCUCCUCAAGCUGCUGUCGCAUAAGAACGUCCUCAAGAUGGAAGACAUGGCGGUGGAGCAUCCACCAAGGAGCACCGACAAGCGUAAGAAGCCUAUCAUCUACAUGGCCACGCCGUACAUGGACCACGACCUCUCGGGUCUUCUCGACAACCCCACCAUUAGAUUUACCGAACCACAGAUCAAGUGCUACCUGCAGCAACUUCUCGAGGGUCUCAAGUACCUCCACGAGAACAAGAUUCUACACCGAGAUAUGAAAGCGGCCAAUCUUCUCAUCAGCAACAAGGGUAUUCUCCAGAUUGCAGACUUUGGUCUGGCGAGGCUGUAUGAUGAGCCGCCACCCAAGAAGGGCUGCGGAGGUGGCGACGGCAGACGCGACUACACUAGUCUCGUGGUCACGCGCUGGUACAGACCUCCUGAGCUGCUUCUUCACCUCAAGAAGUAUACCACUGCUAUCGACAUGUGGGGCGUUGGUUGCGUUUUCGGAGAGAUGCUCUGGGGCAAACCGAUCUUGGCUGGUGAGAGCGACGGCCACCAACUAGAGAUCAUCUUCGAUCUGUGCGGAACUCCCACGGACGAGAAUAUGCCUGGCUGGAGGCAACUUCCAGGCGCAGAAGGCAUCAAACCGAGACCGCGGCCCGGCGACCUGAACCAUCGCUUUGGCAAAUAUGGGGCAGGGGCUGUGUCUCUUCUCAAGCAGCUGCUUCGUCUUGAUUGGAAGAAGCGCGUCAAUGCGAUCGAUGCGCUCGAGCAUCCUUACCUUCAUACUGCUCCGCUCCCUGCUAAGCCAGGCGAUCUGCCCACCAUGGAGGAAAGCCACGAACUCGACCGCAGAAAGUUCCACGACAGGAAGGCCGCGCUACCUCCUGCUCCUAAAGGUGGCACCGUGGGGCGCGGACCUCAACACGGAACCGGUGGUCCGGAUGCUGCGUUCAACAGCGGCGACGGAUUCGGAGGACGCAACGGCAUGAAUGGCGGUCGAUACCCCCAGUCAUCGCAAAGAAAUGGGCCGUUUCCUGGCGAGAGAAUGCCAGCCUGUUACGCGCCGGAACGUUCGGAUAGAUACGAGCAAGACCAUCGACGUCGAGACCGAGGAGACUCGCGCCGAACACGAAGUCGGUCGCCAGUUGGGUCACGAGUGGCGGAACGGGGAGAGCGCGACCAUAGAGACCGUAGGUAG
This is a messenger RNA of Cryphonectria parasitica EP155, 1398 nucleotides long. RefSeq lists its product as uncharacterized. Lineage: Eukaryota; Fungi; Ascomycota; Sordariomycetes; Diaporthales; Cryphonectriaceae. The record is from RefSeq and is a predicted model, not a curated record. The annotation marks the transcript as partial. Gene Ontology annotation, biological process: protein phosphorylation. Gene Ontology annotation, cellular component: nucleus. The transcript is spliced from 6 exons. Gene Ontology annotation, molecular function: cyclin-dependent protein serine/threonine kinase activity; ATP binding.